CCGCCGGGGGGAGCCGGUGCGGGACAUCCGCUGUGAGUUCUGCGGGGAGUUCUUUGAGAACCGCAAGGGUCUGUCGAGCCACGCGCGCUCCCACCUGCGACAGAUGGGGGUGACGGAGUGGUACGUCAACGGCUCCCCCAUCGACACGCUGCGCGAGAUCCUCAAGCGCCGAACUCACCCACGGAGCGGAGCCUCCAACCCCAUGGGCCCCGGGCACAAAGCCAUGGCCAAGACCCUCCUGGCAGCCAUGGGACCCCUGGAGCCGCGAGGUCCCGGGGAGCUCCACAUCCCGACUCUGCCCAAGAAGAAGAAGCUCAAACACGACCAGAUGAGAGUGGAAAUCAAGCGUGAGAUGAUGACGGGGGGUCUCCACGGAGAGCCCCACCCCUCCGACCAGGCUUGGCCGCCGCUGGAGGAGAUGUCACCCUUGAACCUCUCCUCCCGAGCCGACCCGGUGCGGGACAUCCGCUGUGAGUUCUGCGGAGAGUUCUUUGAGAACCGCAAGGGUCUGUCGAGCCACGCGCGCUCCCACCUGCGACAGAUGGGGGGUGACGGAGUGGUCAGUGAACGGCUCCCCCAUCGACACGCUGCGCGAGAUCCUCAAGAAGAAAUCGAAGCCCUGCGUCAUCAAGAAGGAGCCCCACACCUCCAUCAUCGAAACCCCCAAAGGGUUUGGGGAGGAAGGGAUGGACCCCAAGCCCUCUGGAAAAGUGCUGCAGGCCAUGGCCCUCCCUCCACUGGGCGGGCGGACGGGGAAACCCGGCGGCUCCAGCAUCAGCCGCGAGCUCUCGCUGUC
Molecule: messenger RNA, 796 nt
Organism: Meleagris gallopavo (turkey)
Lineage: Eukaryota; Metazoa; Chordata; Aves; Galliformes; Phasianidae
Source: RefSeq, a predicted model, not a curated record